This is a messenger RNA of Culex quinquefasciatus (southern house mosquito), 765 nucleotides long. Its product is annotated as trypsin-3. Lineage: Eukaryota; Metazoa; Arthropoda; Insecta; Diptera; Culicidae. The transcript is spliced from 3 exons. Bases 1 to 765 code for a protein of 254 amino acids. Gene Ontology annotation, molecular function: serine-type endopeptidase activity. The record is from RefSeq and is a predicted model, not a curated record. Gene Ontology annotation, biological process: proteolysis.
AUGCUUCGAGUUGGUCUGCUCGUGAUCGCCAGUUUGGCCCUGGGUACUACCCAGGACGUGGAUAGUGAUUUCCGGAUUAUUGGCGGGAAGCCGAUGAAUAUCAACACGGUUCCCUAUCAAGUGUCGGUUAUAGUUCAGUAUGGAACGUACCUGAUUCACACCUGUGGUGGAUCAAUUCUGGACGAGGACACCAUCCUUACAGCGGCGCACUGUGUAACUUUAAGCACACGGUACUUUAUCCGCGCCGGGUCGACCAACAAUCGAUACGGCGGACAGUUCGUUGAGGUGUCGGAGAUCAUCGUCCACCCCGAUAAUGACCCCAGUACCUUCGACUACGAUGUCUGCAUUCUGAAGCUGAAAAGGAAGCUCGAUUUCGGAGCGCUUGUCAAGCCAAUCAAACUUGCGGAUUCGGAGAAAUACUACAAAACGGGUACGAAAUCUCUCGUGUCCGGUUGGGGUGCUCUGCAGAACGAGGGAUCCAUCACGGACAAGCUGCAGGCGGUUUCGAUUCCGCUCGUGGACCAUAAGGUGUGCAAGGAAAUAUACUCGGAAAUCAACGACGUAACCGACCGGAUGUUCUGCGCUGGCCUGCUGGGCGUUGGAGGUCGUGAUUCUUGCCAGGGUGAUUCCGGUGGUCCGUUGGCCGCGGAUGGUGUGCUGAUUGGGGUGGUAUCUUGGGGUAAUGAGUGCGCCGCACCGGACUAUCCGGGAGUGUACGCUAAUGUGUUGGCCCUCAAGACUUGGGUCGAAUCGAAAAUGGGAUAG